AUUCCCUGAAAAAUUCGAUUCAUAUUUUGUUUGUUCAUCUCCGCACACGUUCCAUUUCCGCGUUUCUGGUUAGAGGGGAGAGUGCGGGAGCUCGAGUUUGACGAUUUCUAGCGCUCCCGCAUAAUGCUUGUUGAAUUGCCGAGAAUUCGCCAGAAUUGGUGGCCGGAGCUGGUCUUGGUUUAGCUGGGAAGUGGGAAUGGAGUCUUCCAGAGCUAAUCGAGCUUUUCCUUUCUACAUCGAUCUCAAUGAGAUCCCUCUGUCUUCUCCUAGGGGAGGAGAUGAGGAAAACGUGGUGUUUUCAGUUGACCAGCCGUCGUCCGGAGCUGCUGUCCGAGUGCAGAGUGCGGACACUAGGCCUGCUGCGUCUCGGGGGUCCGAGGACGUCGGUCUGCUUUGCUCUUCGUGUGAGCUUCGGAGGAGAGGCGGGGAAAAGGAGUGGACGUGUUUGGGGUGUUUGAUCCGGCAGCGUAGUGUAGGAGGAAAUGCAGGUGGUUGUGGAAGUAGAGGCUUUGGAGAGGGCAGAGACAUGGGGGUUUUAGGCCUGGAUAUUAAUGCACCCCCUCCAGGGGAGCUGGAGCUUGAAGGUUUUGUUGUUGACUUGAAUGAAGAUGCGCCAGUGGGGCGGCGGCAUGGCCAGCUUGACAGCGGCAAGAUACAGACUGGAUGUAAUUCUUCCAGCCACGGCAUUGCAUUUAUUUCCUCCACAACAUAUUCCAAGUUUCCCUUCAAGGAGAACGGAUUUGAUACUUCAAAAGCUUCUCAUGUUGCCAAAGCUUCUCAUGCUACUAAAGCUAUUGCUAGACCAAGAAAUACUGCUAGUGAAGUAUAUCUGCAAUGCCUUAGAGAAUAUAUUGCAGAAAGAAAUGGUACAUUAGGAGUUGGAUGGAAUGUGGAGUUCAAGUUUGUCCACGAUAGAUGCAAGACACUUGCAGUAUAUCUUGGUCCUGAUGGAAGUAGAUUUGAGUCAGUGACUGAUGUUGCUUGUCAUUUGGGGUUGCCAUCAGUUGUUCAUUCCAUAGAUGAAGGCGAUAGAUUUGGUUUAGCUCACAAGCAAUCAAAUAACAUGCUAAAAAGAAAAGAUGCAUCAGUUUAUAUACAAAUUGGAAGCUAUAAUCAAAACUCUAAUGUUCCCCGGAGCAUCUUCCUUGAGAAUGGUGCCACACAAAAAUAUCAGGAUGGUUUCCCAGUUCAAUUUGAAGAUUUCUUGCUUAUUUCAACAGGACAUUUGGAUUCACGACCAUCAUACCAUAGUAAAAAUCAAAUCUGGCCCGUGGGUUAUAGAUCUAGCUGGCAUGAUAAAAUUUCUGGGUCAAUAUUUGUAUGCGAUGUUGCAGAUGGUGGUGAGUCUGGCCCAAAAUUCAGAGUUCAAAGGCAUCCAUGCAGCAUGCAGUCUUUCAUCACUAGUUCUACAGUCCUCUCAAGGCCACAAUCUAGGUCCUCUAGCAAGUAUGACAAAAUGGAGAAGGAUGCGCCGCCAAUUUUUGGUGUGGGUUAUGAGGAUAAUGAUUCUAUCCAAAUGAUGUUGGAAGACUGCAGCAUGCCAUCUCUGGAUAACGAUUAUGAUGCUUAUACUGGGCAAAGAGAAGGAGAAGAUUUGGCUGUGGGAAAACUUGAUUUCUCAUUGCCAGCAAGCAUGAGAAACAAAACACUUGGUGUCAUUGGUCAGGGAGAUAACCUGGGAGAAUUUCAUGUGGAAGGGGCUUCUUUGACCUCUGUAUGGGAAAUGAUCUCCCAGAGUCUUGUUUAUGCUAGCCAUGAGGUGUAUAAACAACAUGGGGUAGUGGAGUUUUGUUGUAGUCAUGAUCAUUGUGAAGUAGAUGAUAAACAACUUGGUGACCUUAAUUCAUUAUCCAAGUUUUCUUGCUUAACAGCACCUAGUAAUUUUCGUCGCGUAGUGCAUAGUGAUAGCGAGUUUAACAAAAAUUCUGAAGUACUACUUAAGUGGCUUGAACAUGAUAGAUUUGGGCUAGAUGCAGACUUUGUGCAGGAAAUUCUAGAACAGCUUCCUGGUAUUUCAAACUGCUCAGGCUAUAAGUUUUUGAAUGAAAGGAAGCAGAAGUCAACCCUUCAAACUAUUGGAAGUGGAUUUCUUCAGUCUAGAAGGAAGGGUCCUAUGCAAGAUGAUGAGGGAUUAGAUGAAUAUUUUAGACCAUCUAAAAGACUCAGAAAAUUAGAAGAGCGUGAAGUGAGAGCCCCAUGUCUUUCAGGCAAGCCAUUUACCUCAAAGCUUCCUUCACAUUUGAUAGGCGAUGCUCUCCAGGUUUGGGAUUUUUCAUUGCGUUUUUCUGUGUCUUUGGGGCUGGAAGAUCAAUUUUCUUUCUUGGAACUCGAAGAUGAACUUUUGAGUCCUUGGCUAGAUGGACUGCAUCCAUAUGCAAAUGUGGAAUCUGAUGUCGUGGGUGCUGAUCAUUCUGCAGAGUUUGGAUGUGCAGUGAAGCCUUCUCUAGCCAAUGCCACUUGUGCUCAAUACAGCAGAUGUACCGGUCUAGUUUUGGCUAAAACUCACAGCUCUCUGCUAAAUGUUUUAGUUAAGGACCUUCUCAUGAAGGUUGCAGUGUAUGUAGACCCUACCUUUGAUGUUGGAGAAUCUAAACCCAAAAGAGGUAGAAAGAAAGAUGCUGAUAAUUUAGCCACUCUUAAGAAAGCUAAACUUGAUAUGUUUCCUGUAAACGAAGUUACGUGGCCUGAAAUUGCUCGAAGAUACAUUUUAGCUGUAUUGUCCAUGGAGGGUAACCUUGACUCCACGGAGACUGCUUGCCGUGAGAGUGGAAAGAUUUUUCAUUGUCUACGCGGCGAUGGUGGGACACUUUGUGGGGCUCUCGUGGGAGCUGCUGCACUUGAAGCAGAUGCUGUGCUUCUUGCAGAGGCUAGAAGAAAAGUCUAUGGUUCAGUGAGGAUUGGAAGUGAUAUAGUCAGAAUAGAUGAGAAAGACACUGAUGCUGAAUGGACAAAUUAUGGUGAAGUUCCUGAAUGGGCACGCUUGUUAGAACCUGUAAGAAAGCUACCUACAAAUGUUGGGGCUAGAAUCAAGAAGUGUGUCAAUGAGGCUCUCGAUAGAAAUCCCCCUGAAUGGGCAAGAAAAGUUUUGGAGCAUUCAAUCAGCAAGGAGGUUUACAAGGGAAAUGCGUCAGGCCCUACAAAGAGAGCAGUUGUUUCCGUUCUAGAAGACUUGAACAGUGAACACAUGCUAUCCAAACCUGAGAAGAAGGAAAAAGUGAAGAAUGUGAUAUCUCUAUCUGACCUCAUAAUGAAGCAAUGUCAGAUUGUAUUACGUCAAGCUGUUGCUGCAGAUGAAGAUAGAGUUUUCUGUAAUCUAUUGGGGCGAACGGCUCUAACACCCAAUGAUAAUGACGAUGAGGGACGUCUUGGAUAUCCUGCCAUGGUCUCUCGCCCUUUAGACUUUAGGACAAUUGAUCUAAGAUUGGCUGCAGGGUUUUAUGGUGGGUCAUAUGAAGCUUUUGUUGAUGAUGUUCGCGAGGUUUGGAACAACAUAUACACUGCAUAUGGCGAUCAGCCUGACCUGAUUGAAUUAGCAGGAACCAUAUCUCAGAAAUUUGAGGAACUGUAUGUAAAAGAGGUUCUUUCCAUUGCCCAGAAAGCUGUAGAGUGCAAGGACGAGAAUUGCUUAAAAAGUGAAGCUGAAAAAGAAAGUGAUGAUUUGGUUGUCCGUGUUACUGAAAGCUCAAUUCCUAAAGCCCCUUGGGAUGAAGGGAUUUGCAAAAUUUGUGGCAUGGAUAAAGAUGAUGACAAUGUUCUGCUGUGUGAUAGUUGUGAUUCAGAGUACCACACAUACUGUUUGAAUCCUCCACUUGUCAGAAUUCCUGAAGGAAAUUGGUAUUGCCCAUCUUGUGUUGCUAAAAAAUCUUCUUCCCGAGGUUUCACCUAUAAUGCUCUAUAUGUUGGUCAAUGUCAUAAAAGGAGACAUAAAAAAGAAUUUACUCAUAAGUUUCUUGAGGCACUCAGCGAAUUAGCGAAGGCCAUGGAGUUGAAGGAGUAUUGGGAACUUACUCUACAGGAGGUGAGUCAUUCCACGUGCUCUACUGUAUAUUCUACUGUUUGUUCUACUGCAGCUACUUGAUCUGUUGAUCAUCAAAGAAUCAACCUGCCGAAAUAAAUACACACACAUAGGGGGGAAACUUCCCAGAAACAUCCACUCACAAAUCACAAGAAUAAUAUCCAUUUGUUUAUGUUUUCUUAAUGGAAUGAAAUCAGGGAUUUGGUCUUUGAUUUUCAUGGCUGGUGGCUUGUCCUUUAGUGAGGAAAAUCACAAGGAAAUAAGUGAUGAUUCUUGGGAAAUAACGGGGGACAAAGGGGAUGGGUGAUGGUUGGUUUUAUUGGCCUUAUAUUGGGUCAUUCAUGGAAGGUAUGUGGGGACUGAUUUGGUGGGUGGAGUGUCAAUAAACUCACAAAAGUCUUUUGUCCUUUUGUUAUUGUUUAUCCAGCCUAGGUGGGAGACACAAGGGGGACAAUGGUUGGUCAAUGUUGGGGAAUAAAAGAGGGAUUGUUUUUGGUCAUUAAAAGGGGACAGGGCUGGGUAUUAUUUAUGGGUAUUUUGGAGUUAUGGCUUUGGGUUACUGUGAGGGAAAACAUGGGCAGGAAGUAGGGGCUGGAGGUGGGUCAUGGUUUUGGCUCUUUGUGGGUG
Messenger RNA from Cuscuta campestris, 4642 nucleotides. NCBI's taxonomy places the organism in Eukaryota, Viridiplantae, Streptophyta, Magnoliopsida, Solanales, Convolvulaceae. The record is from the annotation of a GenBank genome assembly.